Molecule: messenger RNA, 1104 nt
Organism: Aureococcus anophagefferens
Lineage: Eukaryota; Pelagophyceae; Pelagomonadales; Pelagomonadaceae
Exons: 1
Molecular function (GO): protein binding
Source: RefSeq, a predicted model, not a curated record
GCCUGCUCCGCGGCCUACUGGGCCAUCCCCUACGCCUCCGGCGGCGGCGGCCCCGUGCUCGUGUCGAAGAUCGACGCCGUGGGCAAGAUGGAGCCCACGGAGGCGCCGCAGCGGUGCGUCGUCGGCCACAAGGCGGCCGUGCACCGCUGCGCGUUUAGUCCUUUCGACGACGGCCUGCUCUGCACGGCGUCCGACGACUCCUACGUCAAGGUCUUCCAGGUCGCGGGCGCCCUGGAACACCGCUACUGCGACGUCGAGGCGACGACCGUGGGCGCGCACGCGGGCGGCGCGCGCGAGCUCGCGUGGCACCCGUCCGCGGAGGGUCUGCUGCUCUCGGCGGGCGCGAGCGAGUGCUGCCUCUGGGACGUGGCGUCCCAGAAGAAGAUCGCGGGCACUAGUGUCGACGCGGCGGUCCACGCCGUCGAGUGGUCCUACGACGGCGCGACCUACCUCGCGUCGUGCCGCGACCGCACCUUGCGGCUCUUCGACGCGCGGACUGGCGCGGAGGGCUGGCGCUGCGAGCCCCACGGCGGGUCCCGCGCCUUCACGGCGCUCUGGGGCGGGCCCGGACACGCCGUGCUCAGCGCGGGCUCGGCCCAGCGCGGCGGCCGCGAGGUCUGCCUGCUCGACGCGCGCAAGGCGUCCGAGGGCCCCGUCUUCCGGAAGCUCGUCGACGCGCAGACGGGCGAGCUCAUGCCCGUCUACGACGAGGACUCGAGCGUCCUCUGGGUCUGGGGCCGCGGGGACACGUCGGCGAAGCACUACGAGGUCGACGCGGCCGCGGCGACGGCCGCCGACGCGUUCGACGCGGGCCAGGACUGGCGCACGGCGUCCGGCGCGGGCCCCCACUGCGGCGUCUGCGCGCUGCCCAAGUCGGCCUGCGACGUCAUGGCGCUGGAGGUCAUCAAGUUCCUCCGGCUCACGACGACGACCGUCGAGACCGUCGGCUUCUCCGUCCCGCGGACCGCGGAGCUCAAGGAAUACUUCAACGACGACCUCUUCCGGGAGACGCGCGCGCGCAUGUCGUCCAUGGACGCCGAGUCCUGGGCCGGCGGCGAGGACGCGCCGCCCGUCCUCGCGAGCCGCCGGCCGUCGUCGAACCCG